Molecule: messenger RNA, 1002 nt
Organism: Euleptes europaea (tarantolino)
Lineage: Eukaryota; Metazoa; Chordata; Lepidosauria; Squamata; Sphaerodactylidae
Product: olfactory receptor 10AG1-like
Exons: 1
Coding region: 1-1002 (333 amino acids)
Biological process (GO): G protein-coupled receptor signaling pathway
Cellular component (GO): membrane
Molecular function (GO): G protein-coupled receptor activity; olfactory receptor activity
Source: RefSeq, a predicted model, not a curated record
AUGCCUGAGACUCACAUGCCUUUUGUACCUCUGCAGAUGGACAAUGACCAGGUGAAGCACUGGGAGAACUAUAGCACAGUGGAUGAGUUCAUUCUGCUGGGAUACCAGGAAUACCCCCUCCUCCUGUUUAUUGCCUUUCUGGCCACCUACCUGACCAUUCUACUGGGCAAUGGUCUGAUUGUGGUGGUGACAACUUUGGACCCUGCCUUACGUACCCCCAUGUACUUCUUCCUGCGAAACCUGUCAGGGUUGGAGAUGUGUUACACUUCAGUCACUCUUCCUAAGAUGAUGGUAAAUCUGGUCUCUGGAGAUAAUUCCAUUUCCCUGCCAGCCUGUGCUACACAGAUGUUCUUCAUGCUCUUUCUUGGUGGAACAGAAUGCUUCCUGCUGGCAGCCAUGGCCUAUGACCGCUAUCUGGCCAUUUGCCUGCCUCUUCGCUACAUGGCAAUCAUGAGCCACAGGGUGCGUGUGGGGAUGGUGGUCAUCUCCUUUGCCAUCAGCCUCCCUAUGCAGUUGUUGCAAAUUGGGCUCAUCUUCUCCUUGCCUUUCUGUGGACCCAAUGAGGUUGAUCACUUCUUCUGUGACAUCCCACAAGUGCUCAAAUUGGCAUGCGCUGACCUGUAUGCAAACGAAGUGGCUGUGUACACUGAGAACAUUUUAUUUGUGGUAGUCCCUUUUGUGCUCAUUGUGGCCUCCUAUGUACACAUUGCCAGAGCAAUACUGCGCAUGCCAUCAGGCACUGGCCGCCAAAAGACCUUUUCCACUUGCUCUUCCCACCUCACUGUAGUGUGUCUCUUCUAUGGCUCGGGGAUGCUGGUUUACUUGUGUCCACAGACCAGUGACUUUGUAAAGUUUUCCAAAUUCCUUUCCUUGCUCUAUACAGUUAUCAUUCCCCUUUGCAAUCCCCUUAUCUACACUCUGAGGAACAGGGAGGUAAAGGCUGCCUUUAGCAGACUGUUGGCCAAGAAACGGUCUUUGAAAGGGGGUACAGGGAGCAGCUGA